AGGCCCCGCUUCCUUGACGGCCCGUGUGCCUGCGGAUCCGCGCCGGCAGCGGGAGGCGGAGCUGGCCCGCCCGUAUUUAUGCCGAGCUCCGCCAGGAGCGGCGCCGUGAGUGUGGGGCGGAAGCGCCCGGCUCCUCGUUCCUCUCGCCCGGGUGCAGGCGACGAGGAUGAGCCAAAGAGACACCCUGGUGCAUCUCUUUGCCGGCGGAUGUGGAGGUACUGUUGGUGCAAUUCUGACAUGUCCACUGGAAGUUGUAAAAACACGCCUGCAGUCCUCCUCUGUGACUCUCUACAUCUCUGAAGUUCAUCUCAACACUCUGAAUGGUGCUACUGUCAACCGAGUAGCCAGAGUUUCUCCUGGACCUCUCCACUGUCUGAAGAUGAUCUUGCAAAAUGAAGGCCCUCGUUCUCUGUUCAGAGGGCUGGGUCCUAAUUUAGUUGGCGUUGCUCCUUCCAGAGCAAUAUAUUUUGGUGCUUACUCAAAUUGCAAGGAAAAGUUGAACAAGAUUUUCAAUCCAGAUUCUACCCAGGUACACAUGAUUUCAGCUGGUGUGGCAGGCUUUACUGCGAUCACAACAACUAAUCCCAUUUGGUUGGUGAAGACACGAUUACAGCUUGAUGCAAGGAAUCGUGGAGAAAAGCGAAUGAGCGCAUUUGAGUGUGCCCGCAAAGUUUAUCGCUUGGAUGGCUUUAGAGGCUUUUACCGGGGAAUGUCUGCGUCCUACGCAGGCAUAUCUGAGACUGUUAUUCACUUUGUCAUUUAUGAGAGUAUUAAGAAAAAAUUACUGGAGUAUAAGACUGCUGGUGCCAUGGACAAUGAGGAAGAGUCGGUAAAAGAAGCAUCGGACUUUGUUCGAAUGAUGAUGGCUGCUGCCACUUCCAAAACAUGUGCAACAUCAAUAGCAUAUCCCCAUGAGGUUGUACGAACAAGACUAAGAGAAGAGGGAACAAAAUACAGAUCUUUCUUCCAGACACUGUCUUUGCUUGUGCGAGAGGAAGGGUACAGCUCCCUUUACCGAGGUCUGACUACACACCUGAUCAGACAGAUUCCAAACACGGCUAUCAUGAUGUCCACCUAUGAAGUUGUAGUCUACUUACUUGAUGGAUAGCAGUGUGCCAACGUGGAAGAAGGUGGAAGACUGAAAGACUGGAGUGGACCACUGAAUGUCAAUGCCAAUGUGGUGGGCUAAAGGAGCGUUGUAUCAGGAGCAAGCAGCUGUGGACGAAACAGAAGGUUGAUUGUGGGCAACUCUGAAUAAUUUUGCUGCCUUUAUUGUGUGGUCUCAUGUCAAUGUGACAAAUGGGAACUGCCCCUUAGGGAAUGCCUUCAUACAUCUCUUAAUUCAGAAUUAUUCUUUUCUUUUCAUCUGUUAAACUAGACAAAGCCAUUGAGUCAUCUUCAGAGACCUGAUGGGUGAGGGAGGGGACAUGAAAUAUGUUGCUGGGCAGUCCUAUUACCUUCUGUUGGUGAUUGCUCUCAGCUACAUCAUUUUUGUUCUGUUUUACUGCACAGUAACCUGUUGGAAGAAUAGGCAAGAGAGUACUUUCAUAGUUUUCUGUACAUGAAACUUCCAUUUAGUUGCUCUGAAGAUUCAUAAAGAGACUGAGGUAGUGUGGUAGGUGUGUGUAGUUUUCCAUGUUGCUACCUCAAGACAAAAUAAGGUGCAGGGACCCAGAACAGUUAUUUCUUCACUACAAAAGGUGAUACCUGUUGUAGCUUUUUGGUUUUGAUUUGUUUUGUUUUUUUCCUUGAUGUUUGAGCAGUGUUGUGGGUUAAUGAGAGAGAGUCUAAUUGUUCAACUCUUCUGGUUAUUGGUCUGUUCAUGUUGGUGUAUGUGGACUUCUGGUCCUGCUGCAUCAUGCUUUUUCUUUUCGGGAACUUCUCCUAAGUCAGAGAGGCCUAUGAAACAUUGUCCUGUAUCAUCAGUUUUCCUUGCCAAUAUGUUCAGGUCACUCACACAGCUAAGGAAGUUGCUGAAUGCCACUUUAUAGCCUUUUUAAGGAUUUGUAAUGUGAUGAGAAAUCUCAACUAGUCCAGCCUCCCGUUUGUGAAGACAGGAUUCGCUCAGUUUCAUGCUGCCUAAGCACAAGCUGUAUUACCCUUAAAUAUCUGGCAAAUCCUGCCUUGGAUUGCCAGUGUUUAUAUGGGAGUACUGGGGCAGAACACAUAUCACUGUGGCUAGGGUGACCAGAAAGCAGAAACCAGUUGAAGUUGUGAUAGAUCUUGUCAGUGCAGACAGGCUCUGUGCAGAAGGAUGGAGAAAUUGUAAAUAAUAUUUUCUUGAAAGCAUUCCCCCUCAUAAAUGCUGUAUAACUUCUCUCAGCUCAAGCCUGUGUACUGAGCUAUAACCUUGUCCUCCACAUUGUCUGAUUAUUCAGGCAUUGGUUUUGUUCUGUAAGCCAAUUGCACAUUAAUGCCUUGCAUUCAGCAGUGAGGCUUAGCUGGUUUAUGCUGUCAUAAUUUACAGAAUUAUCCAAAAACAUACAACUGGAGUGUCAAGCAGUUUAAUGUUACAGGAAGUUUUACAGCUUUACAGACAGAUAUCUUCUCAGUCUGCAUCCACUAUCCUUAUGAGGAAGAUGAUAAUUUAUAAGUUGGGGUCAAUAGCUUUCUCCAUAUAAAUGCUGCUACACUGGCAUGGACAGAACUGUGCUCUCAGCUCUUCCAGUGUGGUACUUCAGUACACUUGAACUGUGCAUCAUGUGCAAUGGCUUUAUUUUAUGAAUGACUUCUUAUGCACUUUGUGGCCUUCUUAGGGCUUAUGACUUUCUUCCUCUUACUGAUUAUCUGGAAUCAAACCAUGCUUGUAAUAUGCAGUUUGGUUUUAAACAAAGCAUGUGGUUUGAUUUCUAUGUAAGCUGUGCAGGAGUUUAUGCUGUAAAUCCAUAGCAUCUCUGUGGCACUGGUUCUGUGGGCUCUCUAUGAAACCUCAAAGCUUGCAGAACAAUCAGUCUGAGUUUUUCUCAUUUGCUUUCCUUUAUUUUGACCCUUGUCAUGUUUUCCAUACAGUGUCAAAGUAUUUGAGUAUUUCAUGUAAUUGUCUGCAUUAAUUGCUCAUCCUCUAAAAGCCACCUAUAGUAAGUACAUUGACCUUGCAGUGCUGUAUUGACUUCCCUGCUUGGAAAAUGUUCCCUUUUUAAAGACAGCAUGGUCCGAGGGGUGACCAUGGUGAGCUUGAUUGUCUCAAAGAAGUGAAAGGAGUGCUUAAAUGUGUUUUAAAGUGGGCUUUUUCUAGUGGUCUCCCUAGGAAAAGACUGCAGUAUUUAUGACUGACCUAAGCCUUGAUGUGUUGCUUUUGUUCAGAUAAAUAAAUGCAGUAAUAGUGACUUACUGUAAUUUUUGUGAUGUAGGAAGUGGGUCACUCUUCAGGUUAUCUAGAUUACUCAGUCAUAGCCAAAAAACUUAAGUUGGCAAAGACCAUACUCAGCUUUGGAGUUCAUGAAUACCGUGAAUACUUGGAGUAGCCUAGGCUUAAUGAGAGAUUCUCUCCUCUCUUUGGAUACAUUGUCCCUUGGUUCUGUGUUUGUCUCCCGUUCCAGGGUAUUCCCUGGGUACUGUGUGUGUGCCUUCGCUGGGUAAGAGCAGAGCCCCUGGAGGUGAUAAGUGGGACAGUUAAACAUGGACAGUUGAACAUGGGAGAUAACAGCUAAAAGCAGACAAUCAGCUUAUUACUCCUGCUCUUUAAAGGCUUGUUUUAAACUUCAGGGGUGAUCAUUUUGGCUUCUUUUGCAUAACCAAACAUAACCCAAACAUUUCUUGGGAUUUUUCAUUAUUUUUAAACUACAAGUACCUGCAAAAUUACCUCUGAUAAAUUUCCCAAAGACCUUUAAAUUAUUUAUGUAGUUUUCUUGGUAUUUAUUGUAAAAACUCAAGGGAAAUAGCAAGAUAUUCAAUAAUAUCUUCAAUAAUAUCCUUAACUACAGAGCUGAAAGCAGUGCAUUUAAACUUGGUCAUAUAUUCAUUUGUAUUUGGGUGUCAUGUAUUUAUGUCCCACUGGUGUGUGCUAGACGAUAGGACGUGUGAAGAACUUUAGUCAUGAAUUUGUUCCUCCUUUCCCCGGCUGUGGUCAGAGCCGGGGCUGGUGAGCGGCGGGGCUGCAGCUGCGCGGCGCGGCCGGCAGGUGGCGCGCCUUCCGCGGAGUCACGGCCGGGAGCAGCAAACGGCUCCGGGAGCGGCGUCCGGAGCCUUCCCCGGGCCGGCCCGGCGGGAGCGGCGUCCGCAGCCCUUCCCCGGGCCGGCCCGGCGGGAGCGGCGUCCGCAGCCCUUCCCUCCCCGGGCCGGCCCGGCGGGAGCGGCGUCCGCAGCCCUUCCCUCCCCGGGCCGGCCCGGCGGGAGCGGCUUCCGCAGCCCUUCCCUCCCCGGGCCGGCGAGAGCGGCGUCCGGAGCCCUCCCGGCCCUGCGGUGCCCGGAGAUCCGCGCUGUCUGCCCCGCUCUCCGUGCCUGGCAGUGCGCUCACACGAUGGAGCUGUGGAGGUUUCUGGUGUUGUAGUUGUAACUGAGACAUCGCCUGUCACUUACCCAUCUCUGCCCCUAUCUCUGUUUACAUAACGCACUCCACAUCUUCUCUUGCUGAUUGAGGUGUUAAUGAUAGCUGAUUGUUUGUUAAUGACAGUUUCUGCUAGUCUGUUUUUUGUACAUCUGCAACAUUCCUCAGACUGCAGCAUUGUAAAAGAAUGCUUCCAGAGACAAGAGUGGAGAGCCUUUAUAAAUGUUGCUUCCUGUUUAAACUGUUCAGAUUUGGAAAACAAGCUGAAUGCAGAAGUGUGCCUAGGUAAAUGUACUACUUUUUUCAACUUUGUCUGUUAAGACUGAGUUAUGUAAGUUCUUUCAGUUCUUCUAUUUAAGAGUCUGCCUACCCUGCAUAUGUGAACAUAACUAUGCCCUCAGAGUCAUAGCUAAACACUCACAGAUGACAGAUUGAGAAUACUUCAGUACUCAUGUGAGGUUUGCUAUUAUUCUUGCAUACAUGUAGUUGGCUGUAAACUAUGUGCAUUUACUCUGUAUUUAUAUAGUUAACUUUUUGUUUGGAUUGCUUUAAACUUCAAAGCAAAUUAAAAUUAUGUGCUUCUAUUCAAAUGUUGCCUGCUGUGCUAAACUGUACACUGUUUUUAACCUUUGAAUUUUUCUAUUAUUGAUACAUACCAGUGCCUGCACAGUUGUGAUUAAAAAUGAAAAAGUCAUUAACCCAGUGAAUCAUUUUAUCUUGUACCAUUUUAUAGUAGCUGAAAAUAAGGUGUGUGUAUUGUAUCUUUAGUGUGGCCUUUUUGGAGGGAUUCAUGGAUGACUUAAACCAGCAGUAUGUGUUGGUGCAGUUGAAUUUGAACAUAGUUACUUCUACAGAACCGAGUGACCCUGUCUGUCAACUGAGAUUCAGGAGCUGGUGACCACAAAACUCAUGUCCAUUUGAAGUGAUAGCUAGGACAAGCCACUGCUGACAAAACUGAAGGGCAGUAAUUCCUUAAAAUGCUCAGAGUUAAUUGCAUGUGAGGUUAUAACCAAGUCCUUGAACUUGACACAUUGUUAGAUAUCAAUAUUGUUUUUCUUAAAAUAGUUGGUGUUUGAUCUGAAGUCUGUCUUGAGCUUCCUCACAACUCAUUCUGGAAAUGCACACACGGGGUUUGUUUGGUGAGUGCUGUUUUUCUCCCAGUGCAUGUUCUGGAACUGAGUCUGCAGCCUCUAAUACGGAGGCAGGCUUGAUGUCUCUGAUUGGAUUCUUCCAGCUAUUCAAAACUGCUUCAAAACUUGUAUUAAUCAGCACAUCUGUGAUAGCUUUUUUCUUUCAGUAGGUGUUACUGUGAAUUGCCCUACCUUGCCCCACUUUAAGAGGCCUUAAAUCCCAAGCCAGCCAGGCUUAGAGGUAAUCAGUCUGCUGGAACCAGUACAGGUAACCAGUGUCCUUAUCCCUGACACAUCUGAAAUUAUGCCCCUGACUGGCACAGCUGUAAUUGUCUGUA
Camarhynchus parvulus is the source of this 5954-nucleotide messenger RNA. RefSeq names its product solute carrier family 25 member 36 (gene SLC25A36). Bases 167 to 1108 code for a protein of 313 amino acids. Lineage: Eukaryota; Metazoa; Chordata; Aves; Passeriformes; Thraupidae. The record is from RefSeq and is a predicted model, not a curated record. The transcript has 7 exons. Gene Ontology annotation, cellular component: mitochondrion. Gene Ontology annotation, molecular function: pyrimidine nucleotide transmembrane transporter activity. Gene Ontology annotation, biological process: pyrimidine nucleotide import into mitochondrion.